UUCAAUAUCUGGGUCAACAUGCACUUAUUGUUCAAGAAGAUGCAUCUAGUUCAGAGGAGGACCAAGUUGAUGAUAAAAGAUAUAAUUUUACGUCUCUUCUCUUGAACUUGGCUAACACCUACCUUUAUAUGGUUAAUACUUAUAUCAUUGUACCAACUGCUGAUCACUACUCAAUGCACCUUGGAGCUGCUGCAACAGUUUGUGGGGUUAUUAUUGGUUCUAUGGCUGUUGCACAAGUGUUCUCUUCAGUUUAUUUUAGUGCAUGGUCUAAUAGGUCAUACUUCAAACCUCUUGUAUUUAGCAGCAUUGUGCUCUUUUUGGGCAAUACUCUAUAUGCAUUGGCUUAUGAUCUGGACUCCCUAACAAUUCUUCUCAUCGGCCGUCUCUUGUGUGGGAUGGGUUCUGUGAGGGCUGUUAAUCGUCGAUACAUUAGCGAUUGUGUUCCUCUUAAAAUCCGCAUGCAGGCUUCUGCAGGUUUUGUCAGUGCAAGUGCUCUUGGGAUGGCAUGCGGUCCUGCUCUUGCUGGCUUGCUUCAAACUAAUUUCAAAAUAUAUGCGCUAACAAUUAAUCAAGAUACUUUAUCUGGUUGGGUUAUGUCAUUUGCUUGGUUAGCAUACUUGAUUUGUUUGUGGAUUUCAUUCAAAGAGCCAAUUCAUGACAACAAAGUAAAACAUUUGUCUCCAGAUGUGGAUGCUGGUAUACAGGGAUCUGGUUCAUUAGAAAGUGGCCUUGUUCAUCCUUUGCUACAAAGUUGUGAGCAUAAGCAACAUGAAGAUGGAGAUGAAGAAUGUAAUGAUAGGGAAGAAGCUUCAGAAGACUCUCACAAACCUGCAACUUCAGUUGCUUCGGCAUAUAGAUUGCUUACUCCAUCAGCAAAGGUCCUGUUGUUGAUAUAUUUCAUGCUCAAAUAUGUGAUAGAGAUACUAAUCUCUGAGUCAAGUGUCAUAACUAGUUACUACUUUGGGUGGUCUACAAGUUCAGUUGCAGCAUUUCUUGCAAUCCUGGGGCUUACUGUUCUUCCGGUUAAUGCCAUUGUUGGAUCUUAUAUAAGUAACAUGUUUGAAGACAGGCAGAUCUUGUUAGGGUCUGAAAUUUUGGUUUUCUUAGGAGUAAUAAUGAGCUUCCAAUUCACAAACUCUUACGUAGUGCCACAAUAUGUUUGCUCAGCAUUGAUUACAUUUGUGGCUGCUGAAGUUCUCGAAGGUGUCAAUCUAUCCCUCCUCUCUCGAGUUAUGUCAUCCCGGCUUGCUCGUGGAACAUAUAAUGGCGGGUUGCUGUCCACAGAAGCGGGAACUUUAGCACGAGUGGUAGCCGAUGGAACGAUCACACUCGCAGGCUAUUUGGGCGAAAACAAACUCCUCAACGUCACCUUAUUCCCUUCUCUAUUUAUCUGUAUAGUAUCCAUCCUUUGUACUUUCGUUACCUACAACUCACUUUUCUAA
Messenger RNA from Musa acuminata AAA Group (dessert banana), 1442 nucleotides. Its product is annotated as SPX domain-containing membrane protein OsI_17046-like. The record is from RefSeq and is a predicted model, not a curated record. Gene Ontology annotation, biological process: transmembrane transport. Gene Ontology annotation, molecular function: transmembrane transporter activity. NCBI's taxonomy places the organism in Eukaryota, Viridiplantae, Streptophyta, Magnoliopsida, Zingiberales, Musaceae. The coding region runs from base 129 to 1442 and encodes 437 amino acids. Gene Ontology annotation, cellular component: membrane. The transcript has 7 exons.